Triticum dicoccoides is the source of this 955-nucleotide messenger RNA. RefSeq lists its product as uncharacterized. The record is from RefSeq and is a predicted model, not a curated record. Bases 3 to 857 code for a protein of 284 amino acids. NCBI's taxonomy places the organism in Eukaryota, Viridiplantae, Streptophyta, Magnoliopsida, Poales, Poaceae. The transcript is spliced from 2 exons.
GCAUGCCGGCCCAGGGCCCAGCUCGCCCGUCAUUCAGCAAACGUUUUCAACAAUACCUGGUAACAAAGUUCAGAUGUGGUAGAGGCGAUGAUGUUGUCACUGGAGUGUACAACAUGCCGGUAGCGAGGUCAGCCAGACUGAGUGCGGCACCGUUGUCUAGACCGAGCGAGGCGCGUACGAGCCAUGGGAAGUGGGGGGAGGGUCCGAGUACUAGAACGACAUUGCCACGACAUGACUCAUCUCUACCACUGCAUCGCUCUUCUUCGGUGCAGCUUCGUCAGGGGCAGACAUCUGAGGACCAUGGCACGGGCUUGGAUUCAAUGCCCGAGCAGACUCUUUCCCCUAACCCAUAUGUGUACACAGGAUAUGACGCAUACACCCAAGGUGAGGGAUCUCAGUCGUAUCUCUCCACGCGAGGGAUCUCCAUGCCCGAGGAGACUCGUGUACCGGAUUUAAACCAGUACUACGUACAAUGGCCAGACAGUACAGGCGAGGGAUCUGAUCAGGGUGGCAUACCUAAUGUUAAUUGGGACGAUGAGAACACCCAACGUGGCGUCAACGCAGGUGUCCCGGGAGCAUCACAUGAUCAUGGCGACACGGUUACAUCAUUAGUUACAGAGUUCUUCGGAGGGGACGUUAUUGGCCCAUCUUUUAUCCCCGCGGAGUCACAACCAUACGCCUACAAUUACACUUCAGGUUCGCAACAAGGAUUCCCGACUCCACCACCUACGCAGGAGUCGCAGACACAUGAAGCCGAAUUGGAGUACGGCCACGGUCUUCGUGUAACUCGGCCACCUAAUCGCUUGGAGCUUUCCGAUCGUAAGGAAAGGCUAGGUGGUCGUCGUAAACUACGGUGAUUCAUCUAUCCACGUGCGUGACCCAUUGUAUCUACAUAUGUCAGUAUCAGACUUUUCGAUUUGAACAUCUAUGUAUGCUGAAAUAAAAAUGCACCAGU